Cottoperca gobio is the source of this 3330-nucleotide messenger RNA. It is a transcript of the gene ddx21, whose product is annotated as DEAD (Asp-Glu-Ala-Asp) box helicase 21. The transcript is spliced from 16 exons. Bases 88 to 2337 code for a protein of 749 amino acids. NCBI's taxonomy places the organism in Eukaryota, Metazoa, Chordata, Actinopteri, Perciformes, Bovichtidae. Gene Ontology annotation, molecular function: RNA helicase activity; RNA binding; ATP binding. The record is from RefSeq and is a predicted model, not a curated record.
CGCAGCCACCCUUGCGCGUUCCUUUCCAUCCGCGUGCCCGUGGGUUAGCCUGUGUAUCUACGCUGAGGGAUUCCAUCAGGAAGAAAAAUGCCGACAAAAAUCAUAUUUGAAAGUGAAGAUCAAGCCAUGGAGGAUAACGUGGAUACUGUCGCGGAGGCUAAAACCCCAAAGAAGACCAAGGAGGGCAAGAAGCUGAAGAAGAUGAAGCAGCUGCAGGAGCAGGAAGAGCAGGAGGACCCAGACUGUGAACCUCCUGCACCAAAGAAAAAAAAGAAAAAAGACAAGCUGACAGUGGACCAAGUGAACUGUGACGUAGAGGAGGCCACAGACGCGAACAGUAACGGUGUUGAAACACCAAAGAAGAUUAAGAUCAAGAAGAACGCUGAAGGAGACACAGAGAACAAAAAGAAGAAGCAAAAGAAAGCAAUCGCAGAAACCAACGGACAUGCCUCCCCAAUCCCCCCCGCUCCGACACCGGUCCAGUCAAGUGACGACUCGGCUAGCGAGAACGAAAAAGAAACGGGGGAGACACGCGAGCAGAAGGAAGGGGCCUUCUCCAACUUCAGGAUCUCCCAAUUCACCAUUGAUAAACUAAAAGUUCGGGGCGUCUCUUACCUGUUUGACAUUCAGUCGAAGACGUUUAAUUCGGUAUAUGAUGGAGAGGACGUAAUUGCACAAGCCCGAACAGGAACAGGAAAGACGUUCUCAUUCGCCAUCCCUUUGGUGGAAAAGCUGCAGAGGGAGACGGUGGAUUUCCCCAGAGGCCGGGCUCCCAAGAUCCUGGUGUUAACCCCAACCAGAGAGUUGGCUAUCCAGGUGGCCAAGGACUUCAAAGACGUCACCAAGAAACUGGCUCUUACCUGUUUCUAUGGAGGCAGCUCCUACAAUCCUCAGAUCGAUGCUAUCCGUAGUGGUAUUGAUAUCCUGGUCGGCACCCCUGGUCGCAUCAAAGACCACCUCCAGAACCAGAAACUCGACCUCUCGAAGCUGAAACACGUUGUUCUGGAUGAAGUGGACCAGAUGUUGGACAUGGGAUUUGCAGAACAAGUUGAAGAAAUUUUGUCUUAUUCAUAUGAGAAAGACUCCAAAUCCAACCCACAGACUCUUCUGUUUUCGGCCACCUGCCCCCCCUGGGUCUACGAGGUUGCCAAGAAAUACAUGAGACCAGAGUGCAAACAUGUUGACCUGAUUGGCAAGAAAACACAGAAAGCUGCAACAACUGUAGAACAUCUGGCCAUAGCGUGCCACUGGUCCCAGCGUGCAGCCGUGAUAGGCGACGUGAUCCAGGUUUACAGCGGCAGCCACGGCAGAACCAUCGUGUUCUGUGAGACGAAGAAAGAUGUCAACGAACUUUCCAUGAAUGUGUCCAUCAAACAGAGUGCCCAGUGCCUCCAUGGUGACAUUCCUCAGAAACAGAGAGAGAUUACGCUGAAGGGCUUCAGGAAUGGGGGUUUUGAGGUUCUCGUUGCCACCAAUGUUGCGGCCCGUGGAUUAGACAUCCCUGAAGUCGACCUGGUGGUGCAGUGUGCUCCACCCAAGGAUGUGGAGUCGUACAUCCAUCGUUCGGGACGUACGGGCCGAGCAGGCAGGACCGGAGUCUGCAUCUGUUUCUACCAGAGGAAGGAGGAGGACCAGCUGCGCUACGUAGAAAACAAAGCCGGUAUUUCAUUCAGACGAGUUGGCGUUCCCACUGCCAACGAUAUCAUCAAGUCAUCGAGCAAGGAUGCUGUCAGGUAUCUGGACUCUGUUCCAGUUACAGCCGUCGAGUACUUCAAAGAGUCGGCUGAGAAGCUGAUCGCGGAGAGAGGAGCCGUCGAGGCACUAGCUGCUGCCCUGGCUCACAUUUCUGGAGCCACAAAUCUAGAGCAGAGGUCACUACUCAAUUCUGAUCUUGGUUUCACCACGAUGCAGAUGGUAUGUUCUCAGGAGAUGCAUAAUCUGGGUUACGCCUGGAAAACCAUCAAAGAACAGGCUGGAGAUCAGUUCGAUGAACACAUUCGAGGAAUGACCUUCCUUAAAGGCAAAAUGGGAGUUUGUUUUGAUGUCCCCGUUGACAAAGUCAAGGAGAUUCAGGACAGCUGGAAGGAUGGUCGCCGCUGGCAAUUAACUGUUGCCACAGAGCUCCCGGAUUUGGAGGAGAAGCCAUUCAAUGACCGCGGCGGCGACAGAGGCUAUGGAGGCGGUAGCCGAGGAGGAGGGUUCAGAGGUGGCAGGGGGCGGGGUUCCGGGGGUUAUGGUGGCCGCAGUAACGGGUUCAGAAGUGGAGGCGGUGGAGGCGGCUUUGGCAACACGAGAGGAACACACAAACGUGACUUCAGUGACGCUUUUGGUUAUUGAUGUGCCAACCUGUGGACUGAUAAGACUGACUGUCACUCAUCUGAGCUUGCAGGGGUUUUUAUUGGCUGCGAGCGGGGUCAAUGUAUUGUAAGCUUUCAAAUAUUCACAAGUAACUUAUACAGUUCAUUAAAUGACCAAUUUCCCCUAAAGUGAAAAUUGCAUGUGAUCUGAUAAAAAAUGUAUUCAUGUCCAAUUAGCCAAUUCCUACUGGUUCAAAACCGGACUUCCUGUGUACAGUGUGUUCAGAGCAGAAAAACACUUUGCACAUCUGCUUUGAUGAGACGGGUGCGUAUGAGAAGGACGAGUACAUUUGAAAAGUUGCAAAUAAGCUCCCGAGACUGUGUGCAGGAGUUCAUUUGUGUCCAGUAUAUUAUCACAGGACCACUUGCAGCCAUCUCGUAAGACCUAUGCUAUGUGCUUCUUUUAGGUGACGCGUUAGCUUUGACUCAAGCAGUGACGGAGUUGGAGACAUUUGUACUACAUAAAUUAGUGUGUAAUUCAGUUGCUAUGUCUUGGAUGGCAUAGGUUUCAAAACAUUGGCUAAUCAACUUGUAGUAUAAGUUGAGCAUUUGAAUUCGUCAUCAAUUGAGUUUGAGGUAAAGUGUUACUCUUUUUGUUUUUGUACUGGGUGUUUGGGGGAAGGGUGGCAGCAAUCACACUUUUGCCUUUUGUCAAAAAAUAUAAGGCACCCCCAUUCUGACCUAGCAACGUGUACACUUGUGCUACUUGUUACAUGACUACACUAAAUAACUCUGUGAGUGUGUAGUGCCAUGCAGGUGCACUGUCCUGCAGACACAGAGCAGAGAUGAAAUGGGUGUUAACCUUUACACUUGUGCUCUGUGUUGGUUUGCUGCCUUACCCUCUGCUGAAACCUCGUUCCCUUAAAAUGGAGUGGAUGAUUGCUUUGCAAUUGCCUCUAUUCAAUUACUGUGUCUACGGCUUCCAUUCAUUCAAAUAACACUUCUUAUUCAUUAAAAAAAAAGGUCAACUCGG